Clonostachys rhizophaga is the source of this 294-nucleotide messenger RNA. NCBI's taxonomy places the organism in Eukaryota, Fungi, Ascomycota, Sordariomycetes, Hypocreales, Bionectriaceae. The record is from the annotation of a GenBank genome assembly.
AUGCGCUUUUCCGUCUUGUUGAUUAUUGCAAGUGUGGCCAACACUGCCAUUGCACGCUCUUACUACCAGACGCGCUCGCCAUCCGCACUCGACUCUCUCCACUCUGAGCUUGAAGCCCGUGAUGUUGUCACUUCUGAUGCAGAGAUCAUCACCCACUUCUUGCGAAGCUUGGAUGAAGAUGAGCUGGAUUAUGUGUACCGUCGAGGUCUUGCACAAAAGUUCAAGAAUGCUGGGAAGAAAGAUUCAACCACCAAGAGAAAUACCACAAAUAAGACCCCCACCAUCACAGAGUAG